Cuscuta epithymum is the source of this 1355-nucleotide messenger RNA. The record is from the annotation of a GenBank genome assembly. Lineage: Eukaryota; Viridiplantae; Streptophyta; Magnoliopsida; Solanales; Convolvulaceae.
AGUAUGACUCGAAAGUCGAAACCUUUCAAAUUCUCCCAUCUCUCUCAAAACACAUAUAUAUACUGUAAAACUUAACUUUAGACGGAGAGGGAAAGUCCGAUAUUUGAGUUUAUCAGAAGGAUUGAAAGGUCCAGUGGAGGUGCUCUAUACUACACUACCGAGUCCAUAGGGAGUGAGUGAGAGAUGCAUGACGAGGAAUCUUACCGUCGUCGUCGUCGUGUGGUGGGAUUUAUUGUGCAGUCCACUCACGAACUGCAAGUCCCUCCGAUUGUCAAGUACUCCGCACUUUGUCUUUUCACUGACCGAUUUUACUCCUCUAUCUCCAGAAAGGGCCUGGACAAAGUACAUUGGCUUUUGGAUCCUAUAAGUGAAAGUAAUCUUCAGUUAUUUGCUCUUGCUUCUAUAUGGAUCUCUAGCAAAAUUCACUCGUCUCCUCCUCUUUCUUUCAAGACACUGAAGUCAUUGGGAGACAAGAGUAUUUCUGAGCAACAUUUUACAACAAGAGACUUUUUAGAUGCAGUAAGCUAGCUAUUUUUUAAUAAAGUUCCAAGGGUGUAUAAUUCCAUUUUCUAAUUCUCCAGGUGGUGAUAAGCUACUUUGUAGGAGCUAUUGCUAAUGCAGGUAUUGAAAUAUGAGAUUGGCGUGUCAUGCAUUGCCUAUGUAUUCCUGGAGGAUCUCAUUAUUCAAUUGAAGGAUGUUGCACGCGUGGGUGAACAUGUGAGCUAUGAAGCUUGCAUGGAUAUCAUGGACCUACUUUAUGAAAUGGAGGAGACUUCAGUUCUUUUCACUACUUCGAAAUGCUUAGCGGCAUCUAUAUUGGCUGCUGCAUAUGUGAUCACAGUUCCCGUACAACGAUGGGAGUUCCCUAUUCUUCCUUGGGUUGUGUUUGUCACUUCAUGCAGAGAGCAGGAGGUUGUGAAUACGGUCAAAGUUAUUCUAAGCCAUGUUUUUGAACCGGGCCCACGUCCUUGAUUUGGAGGGAUCUGUCGCUCUUUAUAUCUUGCUGAAGAUCAAUCACAAGGAUGCGACCCCAAUUGCACGCUUAGUCAAAGGUCAACAAACACAACCAUACCUUGCACCGUCUUUAAAAAUUUGUUUCAGAUUGUCUCCAUGGACAUUUAUGAUAUUUUCUUUUGCAAAUUGAGACAUAUAGCUGGAUUUCAUUAGUAGUCAUACUAGUUUUUGCUGUACUACCUUUCUUCUUUACUCUUAAUCUUUUCAGUUCGUCUCAAAAUAAUAUUCGAUUUCUCAUUUUGGCAGGGACGAAGACACAAUGAUGGAUUGAUGCCACUCGCCAGCAACCACUGCUUGCCGGCCACCGCCGCUCGCCGGCAACCACCGUUUGCCGGCCACCG